GGGCGCAGUCUGAGGAGGGUGAAGCCAAAAAAAACAUUUAAAAAAAAAAACUAAAGGGCAAAGAGGCAGCCGGAGCGAACAAAAGCAGAGACGAGAUCCGCCGCCGCCGGCGCUGGAAAAAAUCAGCCGCAAAUAAAUAUUUAAUUCGCCGUUUUUUAUAAUAACGGCUCCCGAAUAAUACGAUACCACUAAUGCCCGUCUUCAUCACAUCCACAUAGAUGGCGACACCAUUUCUAGCAGGACUUGCAGUGGCAGCAGCUGCUCUUGCUGGUAGAUACAGUAUCCAGGCAUGGCAAGCAUACAAAGCACGGCCUGUCGUUCCUCGGAUGCGAAGAUUUUAUGAAGGUGGGUUUCAGCAGACCAUGACGAGGCGAGAAGCUGCUCUCAUUCUCGGCGUGAGGGAGAACGCCCCUCCUGACAAAGUUAAAGAAGCACACAAGAAGGUGAUGGUUGCCAACCACCCAGAUGCAGGAGGAAGCCAUUAUCUUGCUUCGAAAAUUAACGAAGCCAAGGACGUCAUGCUUGGGAAAACCAAAGGCGGCGGUUCUGCAUUUUGAUUCAUUCUGUCCCUAUGUCAACACUUAGAUAAAAUCUUUUGGUGUCUUAGACAAUUAAUCCUCAUAAGAUCGGUCAUGAUGUCUACAGUUAUAUAAUUGGAGUUUGCUGCUGUCUGUGAAAGGGAAAUGCAAUGAGAAAUUUUAUUGCUAGUUUUGUAAUAAAAUACCUAGUGUGUACAUUUCCUUGA
Asparagus officinalis (garden asparagus) is the source of this 745-nucleotide messenger RNA. Its product is annotated as mitochondrial import inner membrane translocase subunit TIM14-3-like. The transcript has 3 exons. Gene Ontology annotation, molecular function: ATPase activator activity. Gene Ontology annotation, biological process: protein import into mitochondrial matrix. The coding region runs from base 219 to 557 and encodes 112 amino acids. NCBI's taxonomy places the organism in Eukaryota, Viridiplantae, Streptophyta, Magnoliopsida, Asparagales, Asparagaceae. The record is from RefSeq and is a predicted model, not a curated record. Gene Ontology annotation, cellular component: PAM complex, Tim23 associated import motor.